AUGAACAAAUACUACAUAGAUAGUGAAGAGAAGCAAUUCUAAUAAUCAAAUAGGGAGGUCUUGAAAUAAUUAGAUGUUACUAACAGAUCAGAGGCCUCUCUAAAAACCUCAAUGGUUUCAUUUGCUUGUGAUAGAGAUAACAAAUAUGACCUUGAGGAUUAUAGAACUUAACUUGAAGAAUAAUUGGCUGAGAAUAUUGAAUUGAAAAGAAUGCUAAUGGAUGAAAUAGAGAAGAAUAAACGGAUUAGCGAUGUGGAUAAAUCGUCCCAAUUUUUAGAGUAAUAAGAUAAGUUUGCAUAAAUUCUUAAUAAAAAGGAUAAUGAGAUAAUGAAUUUAAACAAAUUACUAAGACAAUUGGAGAUUGAAAAUAAACUAUUACAUAAGGAUGAUCAAUUAGAAUCUUCGAGAAGAAUGGAAAAAGAAAAGUUAUAAGAGAAAAGAGUUAUGGAAUAUGAACAGAAGAUAAAUUUAGUAUUAGGAGAGAAUUCAAAACUGAAUUAAAUUUUAUAAGAAAGGAUUACUCAAAUAGAGAAGAUGAAACAUACAGUUGAUUAAUUGGAAAGAGAGAAAGUGCAGAUAGCAGAAAAGUAUGAGAUUUUGAUUGCGGAAGCUAACAACCUAUCCUCCAGAGAGAAGAGUACAAUAGAGAAAUGUCUUAAUCAAUAGAAAAAUGAGUUCUAGAAAUAAUUGAAUAUUGUUAAUACUUAGAACAAUUAGAUGACUAAUAUACUUAACUAAUAAAAGAAUUAGAUAGAAUAAUUGGAAAUAUAAAUAGAUGAGAAUUAAGCUUAAUUAGAGAUGACCAAAUAAAGUUAUGAUGAAUAACUCAACGAAAGGGAUAGUUUGAUUUAGCAAAAGGAGAAGGAGAACCAAGAUUUAAUGGUUAAGUUUAAUGAAUUGGAAAAGAAAUUAGCUUAACAAAAUCAAUAGAUUACUAUAUUGGAAUAAUAAUUAUAAACAAACAAUGAAUAAGUUGUAAUUGAAGAAAUGUAAAAGUAUUUUGAAGAAUAGUGUGAUAUCAAGGAGAAAGAACUUGAAUCAAAACAUUAGAAGGAAAUCUCAAAUUUGAUGAAGUAAUUGAAUGAAAAUUAGAACUUCAUUGAAGAAUUAUAAAAUCAUCUAACUGACAUACAUAAGCAAAUCACAAAAUUCAAAUAAGAAAAGCAAACUUUAAGAUAGUAAAAUUAAGAAUUGCAAUAAUAAGUGAAAUAAUUACAAUCAGAAUUUCAAUAAUAAGAAGAUCUGAGAUAUUCUCAAGAAUAUAUGUUACCUCAAUUCAAUAUUUCUUGUUAAAGUGCCAUUACUGAUUAAUCCUUAUAGGAUGAAAAAGAAAAACAAAUUAAAUAAGGUAGACAAUUAAAUAAAAGCAAAGAUAAUGUACUGUAAAAUAAAGAAAAUCAAGAGAAGAAAGAUACCAAAUCUAAUCAAUGCAUAAAUUAAUUGAAGCAACAGUCUCAAUAAAAUACUUCUUAUAAGGCUUAAUUCUAAUAGAAAGUGAAGAAAAGUAAUCCUCAAAAUAAGGAUUAGUAUGCUCUCGAUACAUUUGGAAAUAGAGAUAGAUCAAUUUCAUACUUAGAUAUAAUCAACAAGGAAGUAAAAUUCAGAGAAUCCUCUGACGAAGAAGAUCAGUCACCUAUAGCAUAGUUCAAAUAGUGGAAAUAAUAGAUGACAGUUCGUUAAUGA
Molecule: messenger RNA, 1683 nt
Organism: Paramecium tetraurelia
Lineage: Eukaryota; Ciliophora; Oligohymenophorea; Peniculida; Parameciidae
Exons: 4
Source: RefSeq, a predicted model, not a curated record